This is a messenger RNA of Neoarius graeffei (lesser salmon catfish), 6176 nucleotides long. RefSeq names its product scavenger receptor class A, member 5 (putative) (gene scara5). Gene Ontology annotation, molecular function: ferritin receptor activity. NCBI's taxonomy places the organism in Eukaryota, Metazoa, Chordata, Actinopteri, Siluriformes, Ariidae. Bases 666 to 2150 code for a protein of 494 amino acids. The transcript is spliced from 12 exons. Gene Ontology annotation, cellular component: plasma membrane. Gene Ontology annotation, biological process: iron ion transmembrane transport. The record is from RefSeq and is a predicted model, not a curated record.
UGAUGGAGAAAAGGGACACGUGCGCGUUCACAGAGUCUGUAAUUCCAUUCACCUGUUGCAGAGAACCUGCACUGUUUCUGUGUGUGGUGCUGUUUGGAAAUAAUGCACUGUACGCUCAUGUCAGGCUUUUAUUUGCUUAACAAUUGUUAUUUUAUAGCCAACAAGGGAGUUAAAUCUCUCCAUGAAAAAGAAGCAAAUGAAGGUGAAGAACCAGCUGAUGGAUGAAUGCAGUAAAGAGGAAGCACUUCAUGGUGCAGGAGAACACAAGAGCAGCAGUGUGAUCACAUGCAGAGGUUUAGAGGCGGACUGUUCAGUGUCCAUCAGGAGGGAGAGAGACAGAGAGAGAGAGAGCUGGGUGAACAGAAAACUCUCACACACGAGCAGGAGUUGGAGAAGAAUUCCUGUUUGGUUCUGUGCAGAUGUGAGGAUGAUGAGAUUCUGAGAGUGGAGAAUCUUUUAUUAAGGACCUUGUGUCACCCUGCCGCAUCUUACACAUCUUCAAGUGUGUCUGGAGAUAACACACACCAGCUCCAGACGUGGAAGAAUCCGAUCAAGCAGAACGCACGUGGGAUGCAGAUUUACCGUACAACAAGGGGAAAAAAAUCUCUAAAGAGAUUUACAAUGCAUUCUCUUGGUCCUGCAUUCAGCUGGAGCUGAAGUCCUGAAUGGAGAACAAGGCCAUGUACCUGAGCACAUACGAGGAGCAAGACAAUGGCUCAUUUUAUGAGGAGGGCUACGAUGGACGGAACCUGUCCAAACUCAACCUCUGUGAAGAAGCAAGUUCUGGAAAGCGUCGAAGGAAAACAGACAGCUGCUGCGGCCACUUGGACUCUCUGUCCACCAUCAAAUACGCCAUUGUUUCCCUCUACAUCCUGGUCUUGCUGAGUAUCUUCGGCCUCUGCAUCGCAGUUUCCAGGUCCCAGGUGUCAUCAGAGAAGCAGGAGGCUCUGCUGGAGAACGUGACACGUCUGGGAGAUCGCUCCGAAGCUCUGCAGGAGUCUCUCAGCAAGCUACCUUCCCAAAACGACUUGCUGGAGAACAUCUGGAAGCUGGAGCGCCUCUUCCACAACCACAGCGAAGAGCUGAGGCAACUAGGACACCUGGUGCAGGCUCUGGAGCGGGAUAUCCGGGACCUGCAGGCAUUUAGUGAACAUGCCACGGGGUUCAUGGCCCAGAUGGAGAAGCAAGUGGGAAGUAGCCGGAGAAACGGCAGCGAACUCGGAGUAGCUCUGGUCCGAGCCACUGCCUCCAUCCACAACCACGAUGUUGCGCUGCGCGAAAUGGUCAGUCGAGUGGACGUCCUUCACGAGAAACUGGAAGAGGUGGACUGGACCGUGGGCUCCAUCAACCACUCACUCAGCAGCCACGUCAGCACCCAGCAGCUCCAGAUGGAGUUUCUUCAGGUGCAGCUGGGCAAUGUGACCCAGGAUGCCAGGAGUGCCAAGAUCAGGCAGAUCUAUCUGGAGGAGCAGAUGAGGAACGAGCUUGAGAUUCUUAACGUCAUCACUGAGGACCUCAGGCUCAAAGACUGGGAGCACUCCAUGGCCCUGAAGAACAUCAGCAUCAUCGAAGGGCCUCCAGGACCAAAAGGUGAGAAGGGAGACAUGGGACCUUUAGGGCCUACUGGAAUCCCAGGCCUGACAGGCUUUAGAGGUAUACCAGGUGAAAAAGGCAUCCAGGGCCCUCAAGGACUUCGUGGGACCAAUGGUAUCGAUGGCCAAAAUGGGGAGAAAGGAGAUACUGGACCAAUGGGACCCAAAGGCCAGAGAGGAGAACGGGGACUUAAAGGAGAGAAGGGGGACCGAGGGGACCAAGGAGGCAAGACAGUGGAGAACGUUCUGGUGCGUCUGGUGAAUGGCUCAGCGGCACACGAAGGCCGGGUGGAGGUGUAUCAUGAGGGCCGCUGGGGGACGGUGUGUGACGACGUGUGGGAUAAGAAGGACGGAGACGUGGUGUGUCGAAUGCUGGGAUUCCGUGGAGCACGAGAGGUCCACAAAACCGGACGAUUCGGACAAGGUACGGGUCAGAUCUGGAUGGACGACGUGGCAUGUAUCGGCACCGAGAACACCAUCCACCAGUGCAGAUUCUCCGGCUGGGGCAAAACCAACUGCGGUCAUGUCGAGGACGCCGGCGUGACAUGCAACACUUAACCCUCACUCGGGUUUCUGCUGAACGGACUGCUUCACCUUCAGGACUGCAGUGCAGCAGCUGAUUGGCUGAGAGUGAGACACGGAAGACGCCGUCCGUCUCCGAACCACCGUGAAAAGACACGAGGAUCUGUUUGGGCCUUGUUUUCAGCAGGGUGGUGUUGGGGAUGAUGAUGAUGGACGUCCAACCAACCAGGCUGGCAAACAUACAGCCACAAAUUUACUCAAAAGGACUUUAAAAAGUGUAAAGCCAGUUGCCUUUUAAAAACAGAUUUUAUAGUAGCGCACUUUUAUUACCGUCUUUUCCUCGUGACCUCAUUCUGACGAAGCAACUCCUCUGCUUAAAAAUUGAGGCUGGGAACAGGAAGUGUGUAUGAAUCGCAGCAGUAUUAACAGGAGUGAGUGAGUAUCUGUACCAUACGCCAUAAAGGGAACAGAUUCAUGCUGAUUUACUUGAAGUUCAGUACUUUGUGCCUUUCGAGAUUUCUGAUCAGUAUUCACUCAUCAGUAUUUUUCUAUCCCUCACACACGGCUAUUCGAGUGCAGAGUUUAGAGCAGGGAGGAAGUUUAUGGGAAGCUGCACGGCUGCUUGGUUUUGUGCCAGAUCCCUUCUUGUGCCUCUAGCUUGAGUAUUCAGGGAUUGAUUAGUUAGAGUAGGAUUGGAACCAAACCUCUCAGGAGGGUACAUCAUCAGACUUUGAAGGGGAGAGGAGCUCUCUCUUAGUCCUUUAUCGCAGGAUCAGUCAAGACAUGUAGCCAACAUCUCACACUCACCUUUCUCCAUCAUUUCUCCUUGAAAAGCAGAAUAUUUAAUACAUAUACAAAAAUGAAGCCAGACCUAUAUUCCCUAAACCACUAACUCUCAAGCUUUAGGGACACGCCCCCUGUCCAAGAUACUACCAAGAGAUGUUUUCUAUGCGUGUACAUGACAGAGCUGUGAUUUCAGGCAAAUUUGGUAGGGAGAUAUAAAGUAACCAACUCAAACAUCGGGCUCAAAAUAAUUCCUCGGUUCCCCAGCCACAACAUUUGUAGUAACUAAAUAUAAAUGGAUACAAAAAAGGGUUUCAUCUUAUCCAGUCAUACCGUAGACGCCCUUUCGUUAAGCAUGUAUAGAGACUUUAUGACUAAAAAUAAACCUGCUAGUUAGCUUUAGAAGCAGUACAUAGCUACAAACAGCUUUAUCAGAACUAGUGAGAAGAACAACAACAAAAAAAAAAACAGUGGCCUGGCCAAGCCACACCCGCAAAAGACAAUGCAACUGAGCCAUUCUCAGAAAAUGUAACGAGUAACAGUAAAGACAUUUUAAGAAAUUUUGUAUACACUAAUUUUAGUUACAAUCCUUGUAAAUCUAUUUACUAGACAAAAAAAAAGAAUACUUCAUGAAUUCACAAAGCAAGAGAUCAUUAUUAUGAAAAAAUAAUGCCCAGUUGUCGUCUUUACCGUUAUCCUACAGGGUAACGGUAAAGACAUCUCAUGGCAUUUUUGGGUCACGAAGUGCAGAAAAAAAAACGAUAAACAAAUUAUGCAUUUAUUAUCACAUCCUACCUUGCUACUUGGCUAACUAAAUUUUUUCAACAUGCAGCAUCAUUAUCUUUAUCAUUUGGGGGCAAAGACAAUUCAUUUAUCUGAUCACUAUCCUGGACUCCAACAGUCAUGCACCAGUGAUUUUUUCCCCCCCUUCAAAAUGGCUGCUCAACAUCCUGGUCCUUCCUCAUGUAGCUGCACUGCCCUCUAUUGUCAAAGCCCCAAGUUACAGCAUGAUUUUACCACUUGGGUAACGGUGAAGACAUCAAGAAAGUACACGUUCUUGCACGCAUAUUUUCAUUCAAAUUUCACUAAUCCUCAUUUCGACACAUGGCGGUAAUGACAUUUUAGGAUAUUUAGGCUAAAUAAAUUUUUUGCAAAUGCAGACAAGUUGUCAAUUUUUUAUACGGCUCUGUUACAUUCUUUUUAAUAAAUAACUGUAUAAUAGAGGGCCAGCCGUAGGUGCUAAAGGUGGCAACUGGACUUGCUUGAAAUUCUUGAAGAUGUUUCGCCACCUAUUUACAGUUCAAUGAAUGUUUCUAGAGACAGAAGCAUGGCUGCACCUGGGCUCACUGGUCUCCCCUACAGUGGCCAAUCUAUACAUGGAGGAAGUGGAAAGCAAAGCUUUGACCACUUUUUCAGGAGUCACUCCCAGCCACUGGUUCAGGUAUGUGGAUGACACCUGGGUAAAAAUCAAAACCCAUGAGGUGGAAGCCUUCAGAGAGCACAUCAGUGCAGUGGAUAUUAACAUCAAGUUCACUCGGGAGGACAUCAGUGGAAACAACCGAGCCUUUUUGGACUGCAGCGUGCACACUGAACAAGACUGAAGCCUUAGGAUUGAGGUCUACCAGAAACCCACACCCACAGACCAGUACCUACUGUUUGACCCUCACCACCCACUGGAACACAAAUUAGGGGUCAUUAGGACCUUACAUCACCAGGCUCAGAACAUUCGUACAACAAUACAGGAUAAAGAGAAGGAACAAAAACACAUCAAGGAAGUACUUCAGAAGCACGUGUAUCCCAACUGGGCUUCCGUCAAGACCAGAAAAAGAAACAUAAUGGACAGGGAAGAAGAAAACAGCAACAAACACAAGAACAUUGUCAUUCCUUACGUUUCUGGACUAUCUGAGAAAUUCAGAAGGAUCUUCUACAAAAAUACAACAUCCCUGUACACGUCAGACCCAGUAACAUUCUGAGGCAGAAAUUGGUCCAUCCUAACCCGUACACUGGGGACACGAAACAACCGCUUCACAAGCACAUGGCUCAACACAGGAGAGCCAGUUCAUCAGACCAGGACACUGCAGUGUAUGCAUUUUAGCCAAAGAAGACCGGUGGUUUGAAAGAGGAGUAAAAGAAGCCAUCUUCGUCAACCUGGAACAACCAUCACUGAACAGAGGAAGUGAUCUGAGACACCACAUACAAUGCAGUCCUUGGCACACUUCCCAGAAAACUGAAUACACAUUCACACCAAGACUCAGCUGACUUCAAUGAUUCACAUGAUGGCAGAGAGAGCCAACGACCUUCUAAGGCUGCUAACACCAUUCACACCCAGCCUCCAGUGACCCUAACAACCUACAGGAUGACUAAGAGGGUCAACGACUCUCCUUAGGGUUACUUUUGGUCCACUAGAGGAUAAAUACCUGGAACUCCCCACUAGUCAGACAGAACCGAAGGAGCCUUUCGGAUGAGAGGUGAAACGUCUUCAAGAAUUUCAAGCAAGUCCAGUUGCCUUCUUUAGCACCUACGGAUUUACUAGGACCUGGAUGACUGAGAACCUUCACAGACAAUAGAAGGCCAGGAUUAAUGGUUUUAGAGAAAAAGAACAAACUUCAUUUUUAAAACUGAAUGUCACAUUUUCUGAGAAUGGACCCGCUAUAAAGGACGUGAGUGACUCGUCAGUAGAACGAACGUAGAAUCAGAUCGCAAAAGUACAAUUCCGGUUGAUCAACUACAUUUGGUGUUGAGAACAAAUUUAAGUCUUCACUGAAUUAUUACAUUGAUGUCUGUUUGAGAUUAACAUCUGUACACAUGUAUCCAAGUUUGUUUAUUUGUUUGUUUUUUAAAGAGCAAGUGAAGUAGUAGUUCUGGCUGCUACAGUUUCACCACUCAUUUCCUUAAGUGCCUCUUUCCACGUCAGGCUGACUGGAGUGUAUAAUCAUGCACCAAAGACGACACACACCUUCGACAGAGAUAAAUAAUCCUCUUAAACAUUUAUAAACUUCCCAAUUUCCAGUCUGAGUGUAUUAUAUUUAUACUCAUCAAAUUAUUUUCUUCACACAUUGAGAAAUUACCAUACUUCUGUACUAAAAAAUGUAAAAUCCUUUCUGCUUGAAGAAAAAUAAUCUUGCAAUGUUUUGUCUUGCAGUUUAGGAAAACUUACCAUUAAAAAAAAAAUGGAGGAAAAAAAGUGUCAAAAUUGGGUUUUUUGCUAAUGUACCAACACUAUAUAAACCUUAAAUGAUUUAUAUUUACUUUUCUGAUCUCAUCUUGGUGGGAGGUUUU